CCUUUUUUAGGUUCAAGAAUAUGCUAAGGAUAUUUAUAAGCUGAUCGGAACUUGUCACAGUAAUGUAAAAUCACUAAGCUCAUCUACUAAAGCCAACAACCGUUUGGAAAUUAUUUUGCUACAAAACGUCGAGAAAAACUUACUUAUGGCAUUGCAGCAUAUUACGGACAGAUUUCGACAAAAUCAAACAGCUUUUAUUGAUGAGCAAAAUAACAUGGAGCAAAAAUCGAAAAUAUUUUUUGACAACAUCUCCACGAACAUUGAAUCGAUUGGAAACAACGUGGAUACAUUCGACAAUUUUCUAAAUAUGGAUGUUCCGUCGUCGUCGUCGUCAAGAGGUGGAGCUUACAGCGCGAAUGAUGACGAUGAUAGGCUUGACGAAUACUUUCAACUUCCCGCUUCGGGGCUGUCUAUCAACCAGAAGCAGUUGAUGCUUAUAGAAGCUGACAACACAAAAAUGAUCCAGAGUCGAGAGCAGGAGGUUAACACAAUUGUGAACAAAAUAGUGGACUUGAAUACAAUUUUCAAAGAUCUGGCCCACCUAGUUCAGGAGCAAGGCACAAUUUUGGACAGAAUCGAUUACAACGUCGAGUCAACACAGACGAGAGUUUUUGAAGGGUAUAAGCAGUUGCAGACCGCAGAGAAAUAUCAACGCAAAAACAGAAAAAUUUACUGCAUUGUUCUUUUGGCUGGAAUGAUAAUGUUUAUGAUAAUAUUGAUUAUAUUUACAAAGUUUUAAUCUGGAUAACUAACAAAUAAAAAUAGUAUGUAUCAUUAAAA
Culex pipiens pallens (northern house mosquito) is the source of this 780-nucleotide messenger RNA. Its product is annotated as syntaxin-16. Gene Ontology annotation, cellular component: membrane; SNARE complex; endomembrane system. Gene Ontology annotation, biological process: intracellular protein transport; vesicle fusion. The transcript is spliced from 2 exons. The record is from RefSeq and is a predicted model, not a curated record. Gene Ontology annotation, molecular function: SNARE binding; SNAP receptor activity. Bases 146 to 739 code for a protein of 197 amino acids. NCBI's taxonomy places the organism in Eukaryota, Metazoa, Arthropoda, Insecta, Diptera, Culicidae.